Eriocheir sinensis (Chinese mitten crab) is the source of this 1539-nucleotide messenger RNA. RefSeq names its product procollagen-lysine,2-oxoglutarate 5-dioxygenase 2-like. Gene Ontology annotation, molecular function: procollagen-lysine 5-dioxygenase activity. Gene Ontology annotation, cellular component: endoplasmic reticulum. The coding region runs from base 48 to 1418 and encodes 456 amino acids. Gene Ontology annotation, biological process: peptidyl-lysine hydroxylation. The record is from RefSeq and is a predicted model, not a curated record. The transcript has 10 exons. NCBI's taxonomy places the organism in Eukaryota, Metazoa, Arthropoda, Malacostraca, Decapoda, Varunidae.
CUCCCACAAACCUCAGUGUCUGCUCAGCCCUUGUGGAGUGUGGGUGCAUGAAGGUGUCCCGGCGGAGCUUUAUCACUGAGGCCAUGUUUAGCUGUCGUGUGUGGCUGUUUGUCCCUCUCCUGUGUGUGCUGGGGAGGCUGUCAACAUGCACCGAGGAGAGAGAUAUACUCGUCAUCACAGUGGCCACUAAUGAGACAGAUGGUUAUCACAGAUUUAUGCGAUCACUCAAGGUGUACGACCUCCCUGUGAAGGUUUUGGGUCUUGGUGUGGCAUGGGAGGGUGGCGACGUCCAGAACACUGUGGGAGGAGGUCAGAAGAUCAAUCUUUUAAAAGCUGAACUCCUUAAAUAUAAAGAUGACAAAAACAAAAUUAUAAUGUUCACUGACAGUUAUGAUGUGAUAUUUACUGCGGGUAAAAGCAGCAUCCUGGAGAAGUUUGACUUACUUGACGCUCGUGUGGUGUUUGGUGCUGAGGACUUCUGUUGGCCAGACAAGAACCUUGCAGGACAUUACCCAAGAGUGUCCUUUGGUUACAAGUAUCUGAAUUCUGGAGGCUUCAUAGGUUAUGCCUCAGAUUUGUAUGGUGUUGUAUCGUCACAUGACAUCAGAAAUGAAGAUGAUGACCAGCUGUACUACACACAAAUAUUCAUCAAUAAAGAGUUGAGAGAUAAAUACAAAAUAAAGCUGGAUACUCAGGCCAAGAUAUUCCAGAAUCUGAAUGGACAGUUUGGUGAUGUGGCCCUGAAGUUUGAAGAUGAGGAUGCUAGAAUACAGAACACAGUGUACCAAACUGUUCCCAUUGUUAUUCAUGGAAAUGGACCAUCCAAGGUGCUCUUGAAUUCUCUGGGGAACUACCUUGCCAAAUCCUGGACCCAGAAUGAAGGGUGUCUGUCAUGUCAGGAGGGCCGGCUGGAGCUGAAAAAUGUGCUGGAAGAUGAUCUUCCCCAAGUCUUGGUGGCUGUCUUUAUUGAAAAACCGGUGCCUUUUUUGGAGGAAAUGUUGGAGAAAGUAGGAAAGCUUGAUUAUCCCAAGGAAAAAUUGGAUAUGUUUUUCCAUAACCAGGUAAAACUACAUGAAGACUUACUCAGCAAGUGGGUGGAUGAGCAAAAGACCCUCAACUACCGCUCUGUCAAGUACAUUUCCUCCACUGAAAACAUGAAAGAAUGGCAUGCUCGCAACUUGGCCGUAGAGCUGUGCUUGAAACAUAACUGUGAUGCAUUCUUCAGUGUUGAUGGUGAAGUUCACCUUGAUAAUCCAGAAGCAUUAUCUCUUCUAUUAGCACUUAACAGACCCAUACUUGCCGCUGCCAUGGUUCGUGAUGGCCAGGCUUGGUCCACCUUCUGGGGAGCAGUGAAUGAGGAUGGGUUUUAUGCUCGUUCCAUGGACUACAUGGAUAUUGUCAACAACAACCGAAGGUAAGAUGUCAGUUUCAGUUUUCAAGGAAUAUUAUACAUAACACAUUACAUGCAAAUGUAUGAGUACCCUCAAACGUGUACACAAGGUCACUUCUAGGAGAGAGUAAGUUCUUAUUUCAGAAGAA